Messenger RNA from Coregonus sp. 'balchen', 9068 nucleotides. The record is from the annotation of a GenBank genome assembly. Lineage: Eukaryota; Metazoa; Chordata; Actinopteri; Salmoniformes; Salmonidae.
UGGCAGACUAACAAGGCUGCGUUCACAAUACAUAAACGGUUCUACCCCGUUACACUUGGUCUUCGAUAAUCCAGUGUGACUGUGAAUUAACUGUUUUAAAUUUCCGUUUAUAUAAUUCGAUACGAAAUGCCAAUAUGUGACUUUUGGUAAGAGUAGUGCUUUACCAAUAAUUCAGACUGGCAUUAUCCCGGACAGCUACAGCCGGCUUCGAGGGGUCCUUCAGUCUUGGAGGAAGGAUUAGCAUCUAGCGGUUAGCCGUGGUCAACAUGCCGACUGUCAGUGUCAAAAGGGAUCUUCUGUUCCAUGCCUUGGGCAGAACAUACAGUAAGAAAUGUUACUUACCAUAUCAAGUAAUAGAUAUUCAGGAAAUUUGACAAUUAAACUAGUCUGUUUCUGCGUUGUGUUUUCAGACUGAAGGAACGUAGCUAAAGUGAGAUAGCUACCUGGCUGCCGUGGCUACCUAGCUAGCUGCUGCAUGUUUGAAUGGAUGGGCAAAGUGUUCACUAGCUUCAGCUAACAGUGGCUGAUGCCGUGGCAAUAACAGCGUAUCACUCUUUUUGUGGGUUGUUUAAGAACAUAUCAAAUAUUUUACCUACACAACAACGGUAUCUACUCUAUUUCUACUGAAUAGUGAUUGAAAACAUGAUUUGAUAGUGUUGACAGAACUGAUGCUUGUUAUUUCACGACGAUUGCAUCAUUUCCCAGUCCAGACCUUCUAGCCUGCUACUGACUGACCACCACAUAGCUACGUCCAUUUAACUAGUAAAAUCUAACUAAAUUAAGAAUGGAGGUGGGACCAAAAUAAACGAAUUAAUCCAACAGAUAUUAAAAUGUUAUUCUCUUUCCCUUUCUUUCAGCUGAUGAAGAAUUUGAUGAGUUGUGUUUUGAAUUUGGGCUGGAGCUCGAUGAGAUUGUGAGUAGAAGACUGAGGAUGAACCUCAACCAUAUCCACUUGUUUGUGUGAUAACCAAUUUAGUGUUUUCGGGCUACCCAUCCUCCCUCUAACCCUGUCCUUCAGACCUCAGAGAAGGACAUCAUCAGUCGUGAACAGGGGGACACCAAGGCAGAGGGGGCGUCUGAUGUGAUUCUGUAUAAGAUCGAUGUUCCAGCUAACCGCUAUGACCUGCUGUGUCUGGAAGGACUGGUCAGGGGCCUGCAGGUCUUCAAGCAAAAGUAUGUAAACACAUCUAUAUGGAGAAUUGUGUGCUUAAACAUGACUCUUACAUUGCCAAAGUACUUUCAGCUUGUGCUGCUUUAUCGUGUGUGUUGUCUUCAGCUCUGUAUUGACAUGCCCAUGUCCAUGUGUGUCUGCGCUCCAGGAUGGAAGCCCCUCGCUACAGGCGUGUGAGUCCAGCCAGAGGAGAGCCUCAGAGGCUGGUCAUCACAGAGGAGGUGGGUGGAAAACACGGACCAGACUCUCUGUCUCUGUUUAAUGAUCUGGGUCUUAGGUAGAGUGUAGGGUAGGUUAAUUUGGUCAUCAGAGGAGGUGGGUGGAAAACACGGACCACCCCCUCUGUUUAAUGACCUGGGUUCUGGACCGAGUGUAGGGUUGGUUCAUUUGGUCAUCACAGAGUAGGGGGGUGGAAAACAUGUUAUUUUAGUUUAAUGACCUGGGUUCUGGGCAGAGUCUAGGGUUGAUGUAUGAACCACCACUGCAGUCCUUUGUGACAAGAUGAUUAAUUAAGAUAUUGAACUGUUGAUGAAUGCCUCUACAUUUGUAGAGGCUGUGCAAAGGAGGCUUUGGGUCAAGUGUUGGAAGUAAGAGAGUGGAAUUUUAGAGAUGAAUGAGAGAAUCCUGACUCUGUGGGGGCCCCUGUUUGUGCCUGUCGCAGACGGCUGCUGUGCGACCCCACGCUGUGGCUGCAGUCCUGAGGAACAUCACCUUCACACUGGAACGCUACGACAGCUUCAUUGAAUUACAGGAGAAACUCCAUCAGAACGUCUGUAGGUUAGUCAGACACCUAACACAUCUCUACCUUCAUAUAAAAAUAUAUAUAAUUCCCACACAUACACAAGUUUGACCAACUCAGUGGCCUUGAGGUUAGUGUCCUGAGAUUGGAUGGUUGGGGGUUUGGUCCUCGGUCGAGUCAUACCAAAGACUUUGAUGCCUCUAUGCUUGGCACUCAGCAUUAAGGAAAUUGAUUGGUGGUAAGACCCUGCGACAGUCUUGCAUCCUGUCCAGCGGGUGUACUUGUACAUCAAAAUGCCUUAUGCUACAAAAAUAGGAGAUAGGGCCAGGAGCCUAUUGGCUUGGACAAGGCUUACUUACACACACAAUUUUACCUCUGCAUAUUUAUUGUCAAUGUUGUGGUCAGAGACCCUUUUCAAUACCAUGCCUCAUACUUCAUUGAUUACUUUCAGUGUGUUCUUCUCUGGGAGUCUCUGAGAUGUGUUGUCUCAGUGGAAGUUGUGACAAUGUGUGCGAGUUGACUGUAAUCUGUGCUCUGUAGGAAAAGGACUCUGGUUGCCAUCGGCACCCAUGACCUGGACACCAUUUCAGGCCCCUUCACCUACACAGCCAAGCCACCUGGUGACAUCCGCUUCAAACCUCUCAACCAGGCAAAGGAGUACACCGCACAGGAACUCAUGAGCCUCUACAAGGUGAGCAGGGAUUGGCUACAAAGAUUAUGAGCCUCUGUGAUGUGAGUUGUGAUUGGCUAUGGCUAGAGAUCUUUUAUUUCUGUCAUCCUAUGUUUUCUUUGUAUUUCUCCCUCUCAGACAGACAGCCACUUGCGACACUAUCUGCACAUCAUUGAAGACAAGCCUGUAUAUCCUGUCAUCUAUGACAGCAACGGCAUUGUCCUGUCUAUGCCGCCAAUCAUCAAUGGUGAGGACACACACAUAUGACCACAGGUUGUAAGGCAAAACUAUUAACCUAGUGGACUUCCAAUAUUGAUUAACCCAUCGUAUGCUGUAGAUACUGUUCUAACAGUCCCCCCCUCUGUUGUUUUUUAGGGGACCAUUCCAAAAUCACCUUGAAUACAAAGAAUGUUUUUAUCGAGUGCACAGCCACUGAUCUUACCAAGGCAAAAAUCGUGUUGGACAUGAUGGUGACGAUGUUCUGCGAGUAUUGUGAGGAGCCUUUCACGUGAGUCCAGGCAACAGCUGUUUAGAUUUCUAUCACUGAAAUUAAAUCACUAAUAGCUAAACCUAAUGUUUUUUUGUGUGUAAAAUAAGACCAUGAAUUACUGGAAGUUAUAGUCAUAAGAAGUUCCUUUUCCCGGCCCCACUUUAAUAGACUCCUCUUGAUCUAUGUCACGUUCUCUCUCUCAGGGUAGAGGAGGCUGAGGUGGUGUACCCAGACGGCAGGACCUGUCGGUACCCGGUACUGUAUCCCCUUACCAUCACUCUGCAGUCUGUUUCCUUUUGUGGGAAAAUAUACUGAACAAAAAUAUAAACGCAACAUGUAAAGUGUUGGUCCCAUGUUUCAUGAGCUGAAAUAAAAGAUCCCAGAAAUGUUCCAUACGCACAAAAAUAUUUAUCUCAAAUUUUGUCCACAAAUUUGUCCACAUCCCUGUUAGUGAGCAUUUCUCCUUUGCCAAGAUCAUCCGUCCACCUGACAGGUGUGGCAUAUCAAGAUGCUGAUUAAACAGCAUGAUCAUUACACAGGUGCACCUUGUGCUGGGUACAAUAAAAGGCCACUCUAAAAUGUGCAGUUUUGUCACAAGACAAUGCCACAGAUGUCUCAAGUUUUGAGGGAGCGUAGAAUUGGCAUGCUGACGGCAAGAAUAUCCACCAGAGCUGUUGCCAGAGAAUUUAAUGUUAAUUUCUCUACCAUAAGACACCGCCAACGUCGUUUUAGAGAAGUUUGUUAGUACGUCCAACCGGCCUCACAACUGCAGACCACGUGUAACCGUGCCAGCCCAGGACCUCCACAUCCUUCUUCUUCACUUGCGGGAUAGUCUGAGACCAGCCACCCGGACAGCUGAUGAAACUGUCUGUAAUAAAGCCCUUUUGUGGGGAAAAACUCAUUCUGAUUGUCUGGGCUUGGCUCCCCAGUCGGUAGGCCUAUGCCCUCCCAGGCCUACCCAUGGCUGCGCCCCUGCCCAGUCUUGUGAAAUCCAUAGAUUAGGGCCUAAUGAAUUUAUUUAAAUUGACUGAUUUCCUUAAAUGAACUGUAACUAAGUAAAACCGUUGAAAUUGUUGAGUGUGGCGUUUAUAUUUUUGUUCAGUAUCUAUUAGAACCCACUGGUCUAUGUAAAUUCUGACUAUCCCCAUUCUAUUCUAUUCCUAACCCUCUACCGUCCUGCUAUACCAUGUGACCUCAGGAGCUAGCUUACAGGAAGGAGACUCUGUCAGCAGACUUCAUCAACCGCAAAGUUGGCAUCAGGUAACUAAGUGACUUAAUAUCCAACCCUGUUCCUGGAGAUCUACCCUCUUGUGGGUUUUCGUUCCAACCCUAAUCUAGUGCACCUUUCUAACAAUUAGCUGGUUGAUAAGAUGAAUCUGGUUAGUUACAACUGGGGUUGGAGUGAACCUACAGGAGGGUCGCUCUCCAGGAACAGGGUUGGAGACCCCUGCUCUAAAUGCUAAGCAGAAUGCUACCAACAUUCCUGCAGAUGCUUAUAAAUGGUUUACAUUGUACAUAUUUAGCGGACGCUCUUAUUCAGAGCGACUUACAUUAGCAAUUAUGGUUAAGUGCCUUGCUCAAUAACAUACUUUUUUUCACCUAGUCGGCUCUGGGAUUCGAACCAGAAACCUUUCAGUUACUGACCAAACGCUCUUAACCACUAGGCUACCUGCCACUGUUUAAUGUUUGUAAUGUUUUUUUGUCUCCAGUGAGUCGACUGAGCACAUCGCCCAGCUGUUGACCAAGAUGUGCUUGCGCUCAGAGGUCAUGAGCGACGGCGAACAGAUCGAGGUGGAGAUCCCGCCCACGCGCUCUGACGUCAUCCACGCCUGUGACAUCAUGGAGGACGCCGCCAUGGCGUACGGUUUCAACAAUAUUCCCCGCACCACGCCACGCACCUAUACCGUAGCCAAUCAGGUGAGGGGAUUUUUCAGCAGGUUAUUCAGGAGUGAAGUUGAUUGGUUGUUGACUGGAGCUGCUGGUUGGUUGGUAUUAAGUGGUGAUAUCUUGUUUUCUAUCUCAUGACUUUGUUGUGUUUUUAGCUCCCACUGAAUAAGCUGUCAGAGCUGCUGAGACAGGACCUGGCUGCUGCUGGAUUCACGGAGGCCCUCACCUUCGCCCUGGUAAUGACCACUCACUCAUUCACUCUCUCUACCUCUGUGGACCCCAGGAAGAGUAGCUUCUGCAAAAGCUAAUGGGGAUCCAAAUAAAUAAACAUAUACACACAUUUUCAUGUGUUGUAUCUGUCUUCCUGUGCAGUGUUCUCAGGAGGACAUAGCUGACAAGCUGUUGAAGAACAUCUCAGAGACCAGAGCAUGUCACAUCUCCAACCCCAAGACAGCUGAGUUCCAGGUGAACCACCAUUACCUUCGAUUAAUCAUGUCUCUGUGAUAACAUUAUAAACAGUCCCCCUUUGGUCUCUGAAUGAUCUCUUACAAUUGGUAUAAAUUACAGCAAUUAUCAAGUAAAACAGUUUAAUGGCUUCUAUCUCCCCCUGUUGAUAUGAGUGUUUCCUCCAUAAGAGGGUGCUGUGUGACUGGGUGGGUGUGUCAGAGGCUGCUGGUGGUGUAAACAGCAGUGCUCGUCUUCUCCACCAGGUGGCGCGCACCACCCUGCUCUCAGGGCUGCUGAAGACUGUGGCUGCCAACAGGAAGAUGCCUCUGCCCCUCAGGCUGUUUGAGAUUUCAGACGUGGUGCUCAAGGAUGGAACCAAAGGUGUGUUUGUGUGUGGGUGUAACCCAAGUAUUCAUAAUGUAGUGUAUUCAUGGAUAUGUGUAGAAAUAAUGUCAUUGUAUGCCUGACUUUCUAAUUUAUUUAUUAGGACAAACAUUCAUUUACAUACUGAUUCCCUCAUACUCAACAAUACACACACUGUCAUAAUCAGUUUUUAAAGACAUCCUACAGUAUAUCCUAACGGCCACGUUGUCAUCUCCUCUACUCUCCCUCUCAGACGUGGGGGCCAGGAACAACCGUCGUCUGUGUGCCGUCUACUACAACAAGAGUCCUGGGUUCGAGGUGAUCCACGGCCUGAUGGACCGGGUCAUGCAGCUGCUGGAGGUCAAACCAGGCCAGGGCGAUGGCUACCACAUCCAGGCUGCCGAUGGUAUGACAACCAGGGAGCCAUCUCUGUAGUUUAAACUGGACUCCGUUUCCUUCAAUGGCAACUGAUUGGUGAAAGCUCUGGAUAGGUUUUCAGUUUUCACCAUGGUGCUUUCAACUGACAUGUCAAGCCUGUCCCAACUCAGUGGUUAUGAAGGAAAGGAGGCAAGGAAAGGAAAUGGUGUAAAACUAUUGGGGCAUGGCCUAAGUCCUACACUGGGAUGACAGCACUGUCUCACUAUAAUAGUAUUAUAAAUUGCAGUAGAAAACCUAUCCAGAACUUUCACCAAUCAGUUGCCAUUGAAGGAAACGAAGUCCAGUUUAGACUACUGAGAUCAAAUCAAAUUUUAUUUUUCACAGACACGUGUUUAGCAGAUGUUAUUGCGGGUGUAGCAAAAUGCUUGUGCUUCUAGCUCCGACAGUGCAGUAAUAUCUAACAAGUAAUAUCUAACAAUUUCACAACAUAUACAGUACCCAAUACACACACAUCUAGUAAGGAAUGGAAUUUAAGAAUAUAUACAUAUAUGGACAAGCAAUGACAGAGUGGCAUGGACUAAGAUGGACUAAGAUACAGUAGAAUAUUAUAGAAUACAGUACAGAUGGCCCAAGUCCUUAGAAAGUCCCAUAUCAUAGCUUCACAGUUCAUACCUAUCCUCAACAUACAGUUGUGGCUGUAUUUCCCGAGCCGGAAUUAAAUAUUGUGAUUAUAAGGGGUAUUUUGUCUGCUCUAGUGAAGUGAAUGUUUUUCCAUUGCACUAAUGAAGCUUGAUCCACAAAUCAGUGUUUUUUAUGAGCUGUGGGUUCUGCAGGGCUCAAGUAGCUCUAACCCCUCCCACUUUCUUGCUCUCGCUCUCUCUCUCUCAAGGUCACACCUCUGGAUGUGUGUGUCUCCUGCCACAAUCAGACAUUGGGGAAAUCGAUGGGCUCAAGUACCACAGAGGGAGAGGGAUGAGGAGGUUGUGAAGAGGGAGAGCAGGGGUGCAGAGGACAGAGAGAGACUUGGAAAUCAGGGGAUAGAGAGGGAGGGAGGGAAAGAGCAUAUCGUUUCAGCAGGGGGAGUCAGACUGCAUGUGAGUCACGUCUGCUGCUGCAGUGCGCCUGCCUGGGUUUACAGGGAGAUAGACUGCCUGAAACAAACACUCACACUUAUACAGCUACAGAAAACCAGUUAGACUGUCACAUUUCCACCACUAGCACGCUAUUAUGCAGACCAGACACACAACACACAUGCAAAAAACACAUACAAUCACAAAACAUAUAUGAACAACACACACACAGAACUGUACAGAGCCUUCUAGCACCAUUAGGCUGCUGAGCUCCACACUCCGUGUGUCCUUAACCCAAUUACAGGGUCAUGAUCUUCUCCGAGAGCUCACCUGUAGAGUACCUCCCCUCCUGCAGGACCUCCUGCAAUGCUACCCCAUGGAAGGAGGGAGAGGGGGAGAGAGAGAGGGAGAGAGAGAGGGACUCUUAAGGAGCAGAUGCCCACGUUUCACUUAACUAUGUCAAAUUCAGCCCUUCCCGUUCACUGUUAAAGGCAUGCUUGACUGUCUGGUUAGUGUUGACCUUGGCUCAGAGAGAAUUAAUCUGAGAGGGUUUUCAGGGUGGGUGGAAUAGGUUGUCACCUAUUUAGCUAUUAGUGUACUAUUUUUAAAGACUGGUUGUCAUGGUGCUGCCCUGCUUUGGAAGAGACACACACACAACAUGUAGAGCGAUUUCUUUAGCUAGUUAUGAGUAAGCAUCCGAACGGUGAGCUAAGGAAUACAUUAGCUUUUAGGAGCAAAGCCGCGUGGGAAGAAGUGAAGCACCAUGGGAGAGGAGAACAGAACAGCAUAGGAAUGGAUCUUGAGUCUCUCUCGUCUGUGUGGAAACAUUUAGUCAGAGACUGCACUUUUUAUGUUUAUUAUCACUGGACCACUGUGAGAAGCCUCUUCACCUCUCCUUCCUUCCCACCCCCCUCUUCUGUUUCCCCUUUUUCAGAUUCCACCUUCUUCCCUGGUCGCUGUGCUGAGAUCUUUGCCUGCGGGAAGAGCAUAGGACGCCUCGGGGUCCUUCACCCUGAUGUCAUCAACCGCUUUGAGCUCACCAUGCCAUGCUCCGCCCUGGACAUCGACAUCGAGCCCUUCCUGUGAUGUCACAACCACACCCUGGGUGUGAUGUCACACCCAAACACACACCGAACCUGUAACACCACCAAACUCAUCAACCAACACAGGUUCAUUUACUCAUGCUCAGUCCAUCUCAACACAGGCUUUCUCAGCUCCAGCAGAGAACGGCCCAACCUGCCCCAGCGGAACUCACGUUUUCACACAAAUCUCCCAUUGACAUCACAUUGAAAGCUUGAGAUAUGAGUGCAAAAGUUAGGAUUCGGCCCCAAAUGACUUGUUCAGUUUAAAUCACGCAUGGUAUUUCUGUUGGACAAAUGUACAACAGUAUAUGAAUUAACCAUAGAAACUGUAGGCUGGUAUAUACAAAGUAUGUGGCUGUAUUUUUAUCUCCAUGGUAAUUAAAAUGAACAUGAGAUGUCAGCCUGUGUUUCUGAAUUCAUCUCAGUCCUGCUUCACAUUAGCUUUCAACCCGUAUACUGUACCAUUUAAAGACUUUGCUCUGAGCAAUGAUAUCGAUUCCAGUCAUUUACAUUAAAAGGUUUGUCAUACAGCAUAUAGGCCAAAUGGACUGUAUGAGUGUAAAUAACAGGAAGCCACAAAGCUGUGAUGUGUCUGACUGGUUUGGUCUUGUUAGGUGGGUUAAUGCUCCUGGGCGGAGCUUUAUCUACUUAAUGAAAGAUACAACAGGACAUGAACUCUGACAUACAGUCGUGGUCAAAAGUUUUGAGAAUGACACAAGUAUUGGUCUUCACAAAGUUCGCUGCUUCAGUGUUAUGAGAUAUUUUUGUCAG